AUGGCCCAAGAUGGCUGGCACAGCAGUGGUGGGAAGGCUCGUCAGCAAUACCACGACCCGUGCCCGCACUGCAGGUACCGCUGGAACUUCAAGAACAACCACUGGUGCUACCAGUGCACGGGGGCCCUGGUGUCGCAGCCUGAUGGUUCGAAGCGGCCGAUUGGGCAGUGGGCGUUUGGGCCUCCGCAGUUCUCGAGCUCGCCGUUCCAUGUUCAGCCUGCUGGGUCUCCCUUCACCGACCCGACGCCGGCGCAGGCGGCUGCGGCAGCCGCCACGGGCCCAGGCAAAUGUCGUGGCAAGAAGGGUGCUCCUCCGCCACCUCGGGGGAAGGCCAAGGCGAAAGCCGCCUCCCCCGCGGGCCAUGUUGACAGGCGUCCGUGGGUAUAUCACCAGGGCUGGUACCCGUACGGUGGCGCGUCAGCUCCGCCCGAGCCAGGCAAUCCGAUGGCGGCCCUGCGGGCCAAGCUUGGCGACGACGGCACGGAGGCGCCGGCAGCAGUGGAGGCGCUCCUCGCCAAGAAGGAAGCCCCGCCCCCUGCUGCACCGCGGCAGCCGCUCCUUGAGGACGUCUCCACCAAGGGGGUGGCGCACCGCCGUGCAAAGUCCUGGCUCGAGCGCUGCUCCCUCAAGGUCCUGGAGGGGGAGGCCUGGCUUCAGGAGGCGCGUGAUACUGAGGACCUUGCGGCCACGGCGGCGGUCGAGGCCAAGCGCUCGUGGGAGGAAGCCUGCGCGAAGCAGCUCCCGCAACCAGUGUCGGCGCCACCCGCUGCUGCUGGGGCAUCGUCGCUCAACCUGUCCACGCUCCUGGGCGAGGACAGCGAGGUCGAGGGGCUCACCAUCGUCGACGGCCCAAUGUUCAGCACGGAGGGCCUCGACCUCGACCCCGCGGACCUGCGCGAGUGGGAGCGGGUCAAGUCCAACCUUGCGGCUGGCAUCAAGGCCGAGAUCUCCAAGGCGCUCGGCUCGUCAGUUGAGCAGCUCGCCGCUCUUCGAGCGGAGGCCAAGCAGGCGGAGUGA
This is a messenger RNA of Prorocentrum cordatum, 1017 nucleotides long. The record is from the annotation of a GenBank genome assembly. NCBI's taxonomy places the organism in Eukaryota, Dinophyceae, Prorocentrales, Prorocentraceae.